UCCCAAUCAUGUAGCCUUAUCUAUAAAGCCCAAUCAUUCCAUGUGAAGUUAGAGAUAACCAAAUAUGAGUAUAAUCUCUUAUUACAACGAGGAAGAAAAGGGAAAGGUUCUUGAGGACCUAACCUGGAAUGUGAAGCAAAUACAAGACGAUCUGUUGAAAGAGAUACUCACCCUUAACUCAGGAACUGAGUAUCUCCAAAACUUCCUUCAUGGAAGCUCUGCUAAAGAGCUCUUCAAGAAGAACUUGCCAAUAGUCACUUAUAAAGAUGUGAAACCUUACAUUGAUCGUGUCGCAAAUGGAGAGUCGUCGAAUAUAAUAUCGGCCCUACCCAUUACAAAUUUCUUUAACAGUUCGGGAACUUCUGGAGGAGCAAACAAAAUACUACCAUCGAAUAGCAAGUAUUUGGAUGGCUCUGCAUUCAGUACUGAUCUUAUCGCGCACGUUAUACGCAAGCAUGUGAAAGGUGUGGAGAGAGGAAAAGGGAUGCUGUUUUUCUUAACAGGGCACGAUACCAAGACUCCAGGUGGCUUCCCCAUUGAGGACGGAAUAAGCUGGUACCUAAAGAGCGACUAUUUCAAGAACCGGCCAUCUACUUGGUUCUACUCUUAUACGAGUCCUGAUGAAGUUAUGUUAGGCAGUGACCUCAAGGAAAACCUUUAUUGUCAUUUGCUAUGCGGUCUUGUCCAAAGAGAUGAGGUCACAAGAAUUGGUUCCACAUUCGCUUCAGGCAUGGUCAGAGUAAUCAAGGUUCUUGAAGAUUCUUGGAAGGACUUGUGUUUUGAUAUCCGAUCAGGUAAUCUCAGUGAAUGGAUCACCGACUCUGGUUGUAGAAACUCCGUUUCAUUGGUUCUAGGAGGUCAGCCCCGUCACAAAUUAUCAGACGAGAUUGAAAGUAUAUGCAGCCAGAAGUCUUGGAAAGGUAUAAUGAAGAAACUAUGGCCACAAACCUUAUGCAUUGAAGCUAUUGCUACAGGUUCAAUGGCACAAUAUGUCCCUACACUGAAACAUUACUGCGGUGACGUGCCUCUUGUUUCAACAAUUUACGCUUCUUCCGAGUCAAUGUUCGGUAUUAAUACUGAUCCUUUGUGUCAGCCUGAAAACACCUCUUACACGCUCAUGCCCAACAUAUCUUACUUCGAGUUUAUACCAACGGAGGGAGGCAAUGGUGAUGUUGUGGACCUAGCUGACGUAAAACUCGGCUGUUCUUACCAGUUAUUGGUCACAAACUUAUGGGGUUUGUAUAGAAUGAGGAUCGGAGAUAUUGUUAAGGUGACUGGAUUCCACAACAAGGCACCUAAGUUUAGGGUUAUAGGACGAGAGAACACGUUGUUAAGCAUUGAUACGGACCGGACAACUGAAGAAUACUUGUUAAAGGCGGUGAAUCGAGCAAGGCUGGUACUUGAGUCAUCAGAUCUAAGGCUUGUAGCUUUCACUAGCUAUGCUGAUAUCUCCAGUAGUCCCGGUCACUAUGUGAUAUAUUGGGAAGUAAAGACUAAAGAGGAAGACAUGAAGGAGCUUGAUGAAAAGACAUCCUUGGAGUGUUGUUCAGUAAUGGAGGAUACGUUGGACGAGGAAUACAUGUACUGCCGGGCUAACGAAUUUAUAGGGCCUCUCGAGAUAAGAGUAGUGAACGAUGGGACGUUCGAUUCUCUUAUGAACUUGUCCAUCUCAAAAGGUGCUUCGAUUACUCAAUACAAGACUCCAACAUGCAUCACAUCUGAAGAGGGCUUACAAGUAUUGGAGACAAAUGUGGUUGCUAGAUUCUUCAGUACUCUCAGAGCAUCUCAUGUGCUUAAGCCAUGAUAUAUGGUCCAAGAAACGGGGGAGAAAUGUGUGUGUUUUAUCUGUAUUAUCUUGUUUUCUUCUUACUAUCUUUUGACUAUUUACUUGUUGCUUGAUUAAUAACAAACUUGAUUUGGUAUGCAAUUAUAUGCUUUAAGAAUU
This is a messenger RNA of Brassica napus (rape), 1945 nucleotides long. RefSeq names its product 4-substituted benzoates-glutamate ligase GH3.12. NCBI's taxonomy places the organism in Eukaryota, Viridiplantae, Streptophyta, Magnoliopsida, Brassicales, Brassicaceae. The coding region runs from base 65 to 1804 and encodes 579 amino acids. Gene Ontology annotation, molecular function: acid-amino acid ligase activity. Gene Ontology annotation, cellular component: cytoplasm. The transcript is spliced from 3 exons. The record is from RefSeq and is a predicted model, not a curated record.